Sclerotinia sclerotiorum 1980 UF-70 is the source of this 360-nucleotide messenger RNA. RefSeq lists its product with no specific name. The coding region runs from base 1 to 360 and encodes 119 amino acids. The record is from RefSeq and is a predicted model, not a curated record. Lineage: Eukaryota; Fungi; Ascomycota; Leotiomycetes; Helotiales; Sclerotiniaceae. The transcript is spliced from 3 exons.
AUGUUGAAGGCGAACCUUAAAGGUUUGAAGAAUAUAAAAUUGCUAAAGAACGGUAAGACACAAGAUACCGGUAGUCUCGCUAUCAACUACCACGGACUUUUGGCUGACACAAAAACUCAUAUAGAAAUAUGCCUCGGUCUUCAAUUGACAAACCUGCUUGUUGUGGGAGAAGCCGGUCUCUGCAGGUACAAGUUGAAAAGUCGGGAUACUUGUAUUUAUUUUGAGGAGGGAAGUGGAGAGUAUGGUAUGUGGAAGGAAGCUUUCGAAGCUUGUAGGCACUCUUUGGUCGUUUCAGAAUCGGGAUCCUAUCACCAACCUAUUGUAUCCAAAAUGAGCGUCGAGCCGAUCAAGCGAUGCUGA